Sander lucioperca (pikeperch) is the source of this 2280-nucleotide messenger RNA. It is a transcript of the gene gpr151, whose product is annotated as G protein-coupled receptor 151. NCBI's taxonomy places the organism in Eukaryota, Metazoa, Chordata, Actinopteri, Perciformes, Percidae. Gene Ontology annotation, cellular component: membrane. Gene Ontology annotation, biological process: G protein-coupled receptor signaling pathway. Gene Ontology annotation, molecular function: G protein-coupled receptor activity. The coding region runs from base 271 to 1593 and encodes 440 amino acids. The transcript has a single exon. The record is from RefSeq and is a predicted model, not a curated record.
AGCGACAUCGCCGUGUCUCAGGAUAAACCCGGGGACAGACAGGAGCUCCACUCUGAUUAUUGAUCGUCCAUCGAGACCUUCUCUGAUGUGAUUAUUCUAACAUGUUUUGAAAGAGAGUGGUAGUAUUGCUAGUAUCAAUAUAUUAAAAACUCCUUUAAGCUCUUCAAUUAUUGAUUAUCGUCUACCCAGAACCAUUUUUCUUCUCCUGGCUGCUUUUGACUUUUACUGUCUUUUCUUCUCAUAUCAGCUCAACCAUCCUUUUUGGAAAAGAUGGAUAAAUUGAGUGGGAACAAUGAGACAGUGGUGAACAACAACUCCAUAGACAAGUGGUCAUUCAAUGAACGCGGCUCGUACCAACAGCUGGACCCCGGGGAGCUGAGGGUCCUGGUGCCAGCUAUUCUGGGAGUCAUCUGUGUUUUGGGUGUGGCUUGUAAUCUCACUGCGAUGGUUAUCUUGUUCUCCAACGCUCAUAGGGGCAAACUAUCCCUCAUCAACUCCCUCGUCUUCAACCUGAUGUUUGCUGACGUGCUAGUGCUGUUGUUCACGGUGCCUUUCAGGGCUGCGUCCUACCCCAAAGCUAGCUGGAAUCUGGGCUGGAUGGUCUGCAAGACGGCCGACUGGUUCCUCCAGUCCUGCAUGGCAGCGAAGAGCUUCACGGUGGCUGUCAUGGCCAAAGCGUGCUACCGCUACGUGUCCAACCCCACCAAGCAGGUGAGCAUCCACCUGGGCUCCAUGCUGGUGGUGUUCCUCUUCAUCUGGCUCUCCGCCUGCUCUGUCACCAUCCCUCACUGGCUGUUUGCCACACUGCAGAGAGAAAUCCGCGGGAUGGUGUGUGUACUGAUGGUUCCUCCUGAAGCCCAGGACUUCAUGGCUGUGUACGUCAAAGCAUACCCCCUGGGGGUCUACUGUGCACCUCUCUGCUUCGCCCUGAUGUAUUUCUGUAGGGCUUAUAGCCAAUGCCAGCGCCGCUCCAGUAAAACUCAGAACCUGCGCACCCAGAUCAGAGCCAGGAAGCUCACCUUGAUGCUGUUUAGCCUGACUGUGGCCAUGACUGUUCUCUGGCUUCCACAGUGGGUGGUGUGGGUUUGGGAGCGUCACGUAGCGGAGAAGGAAAUCGAAGGAGCUCAGCCCCUCAUCUCCUCUCUUCCCCCUCUUCUAACCCUCUCUGCCCAGCUGCUCACCUUCUCUCUGUCCCUGGUGAACCCUCUCAUCGUCCUCUUCCUCUCCGAGGAGUUCAGAGAGGGCUACAGGGGGCUGUGGAGGCGCCUCACCUUGCGCAAGCAACCUCCCCCAAAGCCAAAGCCCGGACCUCACAACCCUACAACUCUCCAGUCGCCUUGCCCCAGACCAGAGACUUCGGGCCAGCUGGGUGGGGAGAGGAGCCUUCGACCAAGCUUCAGCCAGGAUCCCAGCAGUGAGGCUCAGCCCCAGCCGGAGCAAGGAGAAAAGAGAGAAGAAGACAGGCUGAGCCUCAAAGAUGGGAUCGUCUUGCUUGAUGUGGAGCAGUUCUGGCACGAGAGGGAGAGUGGAACGAACGCAGACGAAAAUGAUCCGGUGCCGUGGGAGCACCAGAGCAAAGACGGGGAAAAAUAACAACCACCUUCCAGCUGAUCUUCAAUCCAGUCCUCAGACAGCAGCAGCUUCAUCAACACACCUCAGUUAAAGGACUGCAGAGAGCUGCACCCGUUAAUCAUUUGUGUUAACUGUCAACUGUGGUUAGGAUAUUAUUCAAAAGGUAAGACAUGCAAUCAGCGUGCAAUACAAGAUUGGACUACGAAUAAAGCAGUAUCAUCUGUAAAUGAGAUAAACAUUACCUAAUAUUGUCAAUGUGUUGUGUUUUUGUUAUUUAAUGAGGAAGAACACAUUACAUUAUAACAAGUGAAAAAAUGACUUUCGGUGGCUGUAAAUAAAAGCUUUUGGCAAUGUUGACAAUGUAAAUCCAAUAGUACACAGUAUAUCUAUAUAUAUUUUCAGUGUGUGGUGAAAGAACAUCGUAAGUUAUUAUUGUAAGUAUUACACAACACUGCCCUUUAAUUAAAGUUUUUAACGACUGGUGUGCUGCAAGAAAUCCUCUGGGAAAAAUCUUAAUUUGGCAUCUUAAUUGGAGGUAAAUGUUCUCAUUGUUUGUGUAUACCCUUUGGAUAUUAGUGAUCUUGAUGUAGGCAGUUACUUAUGUGACAGUGAGAGAGUCUGUUUCCUGUCCACUUUUUGUGAAAGAUUAUUGUGCAUCAGAUUGACCAGUGUUUACAAUAAAGGCAAUGUUGCCAGUGUGUGAUAAAA